Molecule: messenger RNA, 1427 nt
Organism: Macrobrachium nipponense
Lineage: Eukaryota; Metazoa; Arthropoda; Malacostraca; Decapoda; Palaemonidae
Exons: 5
Coding region: 105-1310 (401 amino acids)
Source: RefSeq, a predicted model, not a curated record
AUGGGCUGAUGGCAAUGGGAGGAGAUGUGGGUAUUUAAACCCUGGUGAAAAAAUCGUCAACCCAGUGGAACUCGGGACACCAACUCGACGAUACGCACACAGCUAUGAGGGCUUUGGUCAUAUUGGCAGUCUUGGGGACUUGCGCAGCAAGUCUCCACCAGGCCUACCACAGCCCCUACCACAGCUCCUUCUUCGGACUGCCAGCAGGCGGACCCCAGCCCAAAUGGACAGGCCCUCUGGCAUCGUCCGUGCCUGCGGGAGUCGACGGGACGAUCACCCAGGUAUCUGAAACUCCCGAGGUCUCAGCCGCCCGCAGCGCCUUCUUCAACGCCUACCAGCAGCAGCUAGCAGCCGUCGCAGGAGGGAGUGGCCGUUAUGGCGUCGUCGCCGACGUGUCUGUUCCCAUCUUCCGUCAGGAGGUCGGGUCGAGGCCUCUUAGGCAUCCUAAUACGGUGGCUCCUGCGUACAGGUCUGGAGCCGCUGCGUCCUCGGCUUCGUCAUUGUCCUCGUCUUCGCUUUCCAAGCCGGUCGUCCCGUCCCGCAUCGUCGUGUCCAACGGACACGUCCAGGACACGCCGGAAGUCGCCAACGCCAAGUCGCACUUCUUCAGGCUCUUCGGCGAGCAGGCCGCAGCGGCUGCGGCAGCUCCCGACGACGAAGAAUACUUUCCCCGGUAUCCUUCCGUCCCUCAGCGACGCUACUAUUAUACCCAGUUUGCUGUUGCAGUGUCCAGCGAUACCCAUCCUUUUAGUACAAUGAGGACUUUGGUUGCUUUGGCAGUUUUGGGGAUGCUGUGCGCCCUCCCCCAUCAGGCCUACAGCUUCUCCGGCGCCUCUUACGGGCGGCCCCAACCUAGAUGGCCCGGGCCAUUCGCUGCUAACCUGCCAGCAGGCGUCAACGGCCUGAUAACUCCAGUGUCAGACACCCGCGAGGUCUCCGAAGCCCGUAGAGUGUUCUUCGAUGCCUACCAAAGGCAGCUGUCCUCCGUGGGCAGCGUUGGCCGUUACGCCGUGGGUGCGCCUGCUGCCCCUGCUGCCUCUGUUCCAGUGCCUGCCUUCAGGCCUGCCUUCAGGCCUGCCGCAGGAACUUACAGCGUAGGGGCUUCCUCCUCCUCCUCCUCUUCCUCCUCUUCUUCAUCCUUCGGUGGCCAUUCCUUCUCCCGCGUCAUUCCAUCCAACAUCGUCGUGUCCAGGGGCCACGUCCAGGACACUCCCGAAGUGGCAGCUGCCAAAUCUGAGUUCUUCGCCCUCUACGACAGGCAGGCUGCCGAAGCUGCCGCAGCUCCUGACGAUCCAGUCGCCUACUACUAAGAGAUCUUAGUAAAUCGGCGAAGAAGCUUACUUUAGCUUAAGUAUGGUCUUUGCUGAUGAGGGUGGCCUAAGUCCCUCUGGUUUGGGACUUGGCGAGAAUAAACUGUGAAAAUGUAA